Haliotis rufescens (red abalone) is the source of this 947-nucleotide messenger RNA. Its product is annotated as actin-depolymerizing factor 5-like. The record is from RefSeq and is a predicted model, not a curated record. The transcript has 2 exons. Bases 308 to 703 code for a protein of 131 amino acids. NCBI's taxonomy places the organism in Eukaryota, Metazoa, Mollusca, Gastropoda, Lepetellida, Haliotidae. Gene Ontology annotation, molecular function: actin binding.
GCUGUUAUCUAGUGGGCGUGGCGUGGCAUGACGUAGUGUUGUGUUCCAGCUUGUGGGCGUGGUAGCUGCUUGGGAUCUUCACGCAUCACGACAUUGUACUCUGUGAUUAUCGUUUCUGUAUAUGACAGUGCGCUGUAGAGCUUGAACACCGCCUGAUAAAAUGCUUGCAAUGGAUAAUGGUUGAAAGGUGUAAAUUGAGACAGUGUGUAUAUGUAUGAGUUAUAAUAUACAGGCCCAUGGGAAGACCCGUGUUGUUGAGUUGGGACAUAGCGCCUGGGAAAAGCUGACAUAGUUAGAAAGAGAGAAUAUGCCGAUUACUAUUAAGAUAGAGGAGGAGUGCUUUCAAGCCCAUGCUUCUCAGGCUGCUGGAAACGCACAAUGGACCGUGUACAGGAUCACGAACGAUAACAGAAUUGUAAUGGAGUCUCAAAAAGCAAGAUGUUUUUCUGUGGAGGAUACGAUUGGCAUGGCUGGGGACAGUAUCAACGCUAAAGUGAAGUCACUGUGGCACCAGCUGGUUCAUAGCUUACCAGACGAGGAUGGACGCUACGUUAUGUUCGACUAUGUCAAACUUCAGAAGGAUGCCACGUGGUCCAGAGCAUGCUCCUUCGUAUUUUGGUUGCCGAAGGAAGCCAAUCCAGAAUCAAAAAGUAUAUAUACUGCCGGCAAGGACACCUUUAAAGCAGCCCUGAAUACAUCUUGACAUUGUGCAAGCCUGGGACAUCAGUUAAAUAGGAUCACCAAUUCUUUUUAAAAGGAUGAUGUUUCUUCAUCAGUAUUGUGGCGUUACAUCGCCCGGGUGAUCUCGUGCGAAUGGUAUUUGUAAUAAAUCACCUGUUCCCGAAAAUGCUGGAAAAAAGUGUUGUCGUCAAGUUUUGCAAAACAACUAAAAUCGUCCACUGGACAUGCUCGAUGUUCUGCAAUAUAACAUGUUUUGGUCAAACAAA